GAGAGAGAGAGAGAGAAAGCAACAGAGAGGCGGAGGAGAAAAGCGGGAAGCGGCCAUCGACUACGAGGCCGCGUGGGUUCGAGGUCGAAGCCGUAGUAGAGUCACGUUAGGCGACUGCCGGCUGUGUCGUAGCCAAAGUGCCGUUAUUUUAAUGCAGAUACGCAGAGUCCGGACGAGAAUGAAAGGCUGUAGAAGACAUUUGCACACUUCAAAUAUGAAGAGUAUCGAAAAGGUCGAAGAAUUUUGUGCGGAAAUCUGUCCCGAGGGCAAGAGCAAGAACGAGACUGAGGAACUAGAUGGCGCUGAGAAGCGAGCAGGCUGUUCGAUUUUUCCGCUGGCGAGUGCGCUUUUAUUUUUAAUCGAAUCUAGCUGGCUACCUACGCCUCUCUCGCCAAGGAGGAAACGUGCCUCCGUGGAAAAUUAAAUUCUAUUGCUUCCUGUUGACUGACAAAGCACGAAAGGCGAGACUGGGAAUGCCAUCGACCGAAAUAGAUCAUCAUUAAAACAGAAGCCAGUGUGUGCAGGUUUUCUCCUUCCUGUUGGCCGGCCGCGCACCGCCAUGCGCCACCCACGCUCCUUCCCAACCGAAACUAACAUCGCCCCUCUACCUUCGGUCUCCAAUGGUCUCUUCUCUCCAACCGUUCCUCGCCGUUCCAAACCGUUUCCCAACGGUUCCCAACCGGCCACACUUUACCCUCUUUCUUGCUUUUUCUCUCGUUGCAAUCUCUGUUCUUUGUUCUGUUUUUUUCUUCCUUUCCUCCAGAACCCCGUACCCUUUUUAGCAGAACUCGUAAAAAUCUCAACUAUAAUACGAGGAAAAAAUCGACGACCACCUUGUUUCCUUCUUUCUACAGAGAAACACACUCGACUUUACUUCUCGUUAGAAACGAGAAUUAUCCAACGUCGCAGACAAAAUAAAUUAUUUCAUAAACGAAGGUGGUAAUAAAUCAAAAUCUGCUACUAUUUAUUCGUGGAGAUGCUACAUCCGGA
Molecule: messenger RNA, 990 nt
Organism: Heterotrigona itama
Lineage: Eukaryota; Metazoa; Arthropoda; Insecta; Hymenoptera; Apidae
Source: the annotation of a GenBank genome assembly